Molecule: messenger RNA, 2193 nt
Organism: Pollicipes pollicipes
Lineage: Eukaryota; Metazoa; Arthropoda; Thecostraca; Pollicipedomorpha; Pollicipedidae
Product: polyamine deacetylase HDAC10-like
Exons: 16
Coding region: 154-2193 (679 amino acids)
Biological process (GO): epigenetic regulation of gene expression
Cellular component (GO): histone deacetylase complex
Molecular function (GO): histone deacetylase activity
Source: RefSeq, a predicted model, not a curated record
CCCCCAUACUGGCCAUACUUUUCCACUCAGCACAAUUAAUUGCUCAUGAAUGGCACCGCGCCGGCAUCACGGCGGCUGCGACCCUGCAGCAGCACAAGCCUCAAUAUAUGACAACACAAGCCUCUCCACAUUUCAUCAAUAAGCAAGUUGAUCAUGGAUGCCUGCAUGCUUCAAACUUCAGCAUCCACUGGGGUGGUUUAUGAUGAAGAUGUGAUGCUACAACAUCAUUGCCUCUGGGAUCCAGAUUUUGAGGAGCGACCAGAGCGACUGGAGGCUAUUCUUAACAGGUGCCGUGAGUUGGGGCUGUUGGAGCGAUGCCAGCUCCUGCCCUGCCGACCAGCCACGGAGGCCGAGCUGCUCAUGUACCACUCCCAGGGCCACGUGUCGACGGCGGCCGGAACGAGCAACUCCGAGGAUGCUGAAGCCCUGCAGGACCUCUCUUCCAAAUACGAUGCAGUGUACUUUCAUCCAUCUACAUACAGUGCUGCCUUGCUGGCGGCAGGGUCAGCUAUCAGCCUUGUCGAUGCCGUCAUAGAUGGCACCGUCAGAAACGGAAUGGCGCUGGUCAGGCCGCCGGGCCACCACGCCUCCCACAGCGAGUUCAACGGCUACUGCUUCUUCAACAACGUGGCGCUGGCGGCCCAGCGCGCCGCCCAGCGCCGACUGCGCGUGCUGGUGGUGGACUGGGACGUGCACCACGGCCAGGGCCUGCAGCGGGCCUUCUACCGCGAUGACCGGGUGAUGUACAUCUCCGUGCACCGGUACGAGCACGGCACGUUCUGGCCGGAGCUGCGGGAGAGCGAGUUUGACCACGUGGGCGGCGGCGCCGGCGCCGGCUUCAACUGGAACGUGCCACUCAACGCCACGGGCAUGACGGACUCCGACCUUCUGGCCGUCUGGUACCGCCUGCUCAUGCCCGCCGCAUAUGAGUUUGCCCCCGACAUUGUGCUGGUGGCAGCGGGAUUCGACGCGGCACUGGGAUGUCCGCAGGGUGAGAUGCGCGUGAGCCCGGCGUGUUUCGCGCACCUGACGCUGCCGCUGAUGGCGCUGGCGUCGGGCCGGCUGGCCGUGGUGCUGGAGGGCGGCUACUGCCUGUCGUCGCUGGCCGAGGCGGCGGCGCUGACGCUGCGCCAGCUGCUCGGGGAUGGUGCUGGCACGCGGCUGACGGUGCGGGGCUGCCGAGUGUCCGGCAUCCUGGAGGAGACCGUGCUGGACGUGGUGUCGGUGCAGCGCCGCCGGUGGAACUUCCUCGCGCUGUACGACUCGUACGCCGCCGGCGCCGGCGGACUGGAGGUGCUGAGUGAGCUUCACCUGCCAGAGGUGGUGUAUCGCGGCCAGCCGGCCCAGCCCGGUCAGCUGUUCCCCACCUGCGGCAUAUGUCCCGUUCAGAGUCCGGCGCUGAAGGACCGGCUGGAGCGGGAGCUGGCGGAACUGAGGCGAGUCACUGAUCUCAGCGUGGCUCCUUACCGUGUGGUGUUGCCCACGAAGCGGCACUCGCCGACAGACUGCGCCACGGAGCCGACCUCGACGGCGUCGGACGACUGCCUGGAGGUCACCUGCGAAGGGGACGAGGCAGUGACGCAGGUGAUUGACGCGGUGCUGGACGGCCGCGCCGCCGCCGGCUUUUGCCCCAGCGCCGACCCGAACGCGACGGCCGCCGUCAGUCACGCCCUGCGCCGCUGCCAGCGCCUCCUGGUGGUGGACUGGCGAGACAUGGCCCUUUGCGACUGGCCUAUGACGGCGAGCGCCGCCUGCCCGCGCGGGGCUCAGGCUGUCUGCGUGUCGAUCUCCUGCCAGGGCUGCGAGGUCACGAACCUGCAUGACCGGCGCGGGACGCUGGCGCCGCCCACACCCACCACCGAGCCUGCGAUGUCGUGGGCGGGCGCCGGUCGGAUCCGCACGCCGCUGAUGCUGGAGACGCCGUCGCCGGACGCGGCCUGGGGCGCCGGCGAAGUGUUGGCGCUGCUCUGGCAGCUGGUGCUGCCGCUGGGCCGUCAGCUGGCGCCGCAGCUGGCGCUGCUGGUAGCGCCGCGUGUGCCGCCCGAGCUGUGCGCCCACGUGACGCACCAGCUGACGGCGCUGGCCGGCGGCCGCCUGAGGCAGCACUGGUCCGCCCUGCCUCGCAUCAAGAAGGUUCCUGAUGCGAUGCCGGAAGGAUCGAAGUCGGAGUCGACUGCUGCGAUGCCUUGCUGA